This is a messenger RNA of Penicillium daleae, 1389 nucleotides long. RefSeq lists its product as uncharacterized. Gene Ontology annotation, molecular function: alpha-amylase activity. The transcript has a single exon. NCBI's taxonomy places the organism in Eukaryota, Fungi, Ascomycota, Eurotiomycetes, Eurotiales, Aspergillaceae. Bases 1 to 1389 code for a protein of 462 amino acids. Gene Ontology annotation, biological process: oligosaccharide catabolic process. The record is from RefSeq and is a predicted model, not a curated record.
AUGGCAUUCGAUCUGCUUGAGCGUCGCACAGUGAAAUUUAUGCUCUGGAUACCUUCAGAAACAGCAUUAAAGCCCCCUUCAUUAGUGCUAGGCACUUUCAACUCCGGUCCGCCGGCUACUUUCCAUACCAUCUUUAGUGGCCAGCUAAGGAGCUCAGACAGACAUGAUCUCUGGGAGCUCGACCCAAAUGACAUAAAACCGUCGCUAACGAAUGAUACCGUCUAUCACUACUGGUUCGAGAUCCAAGAUUCAUCCCCAGAAAAUCUGGGUGCCAUUCAAGUUACCGACCCAAUUGCGUACACGGUCGAUUACAGAGACACGAAAAGCCGGGGUGAACACGUCCAGCCAGCUUCUGUGAUCAAGUUUCGCAAUGGCAAACUAUGGCCCUGUGAUAUUAAUGGAAACGAGCCGAGCCAGGUGGCAAUCCCGCCACAUAAUUCCAUGCCAGAAAAUAAUCAUAUGGUGAUUUAUGAGCUCCCCGCUUCGUGGGCAAAAUAUAAACAAAUCGGGGGUGUGCAAGUUGAUGUCGGCACGUUCACAGACGUCCUCGCUCUGUUCGACUUGAAGACUGCUGGUGAUCGUUUCAGGGAUAUCCCAAACAUUGCCAAUGAAGCUCUUGUGGCCGACCUGGGCAUCAACGCGCUGGAGCUACUCCCCGCAGCAGACGCAAAACCAACGGGUGAAUGGGGAUAUGCUACGGCUCACUACUACGCUUCCGACUUCGAUCUUGGAACUUCAUCAGCGUUGGUGAAGUUAGUGGAGAAUAUCCACUCCAAGGGCAUCCGGUUUUUCACAGAUGUUGUGAUGGCCUUUGGGCAUGACCCAUAUAUCUUCGUUGCUUUCAAGGAGUUUCAUAUUAUCCCGGAGAACGAGAUAGGCAAUCGGGAUAGCUACCAAUCUCGCUCCAAUAGUCUGCGAGAGGGGUGGGGUGGACGACUAUGGCGCUAUAUCAGAGACACGGAUACGUAUGACCCAAAAUCAGGCAGACCCGGAAAUAUCCAUCCUUCCUGGGCCUUCCAUCAUGGUCAUCUUCAUCGAUGGAUGUCGGACUUCGGUGUAGACGGUCUCCGGCUCGACAGCGUAAACAACGUUGCCAAUUGGGAUUUCAUUGAAUCGUAUAAGAAUGAAGCAUGGUCUCUAUACAGGUCAAGAUACGACGCGGCAUCUCCCUCAAAGUUCCUCGUCAUUGGGGAAGAACUCAGCGUUCCUGUCGACAUGGUAACUAGCGGAACGGUCAAUACCCUCUGGAACGAGCCAUUCCAAGGGCGUCUCCGCGCCGCCAUACUUGGAGAACCCACAGAUGGUGACAACUUCGAAUGGACGGUCCGUAAAAUGGUCAACUGUACGCUUGACCUUUCUCACCCUUUACGGAUGGAGCACAAGCGAUAA